UUUAUUUUUUUUUUUGACUUUUUGUUCAAUGCGUUCUGCCUGCGCACUUGUGGCCUUGUGCCUGGUCGCUGUUGCCGCCGUCCAACCCGCCGCCGCCCUGCCACGGCCCAUGGAUGGUCUCCUGCGCACCCUCACCGCCGAGUACCAGCAGUUCUGCGACUCGCUCGAACACUCGACCAUGUUCCCGUACCGCUGCACGACCGACGAGAAGGUCGCCGCCAAGAGCCAGGCCAUGUCUGCCCUUGCCUCGGUCGCUGCCGCCAAGACGCUCGACCCCAUCAUCUUCUUCCCCGGUCUGACUGGCUCUGGCUUUGAGGCCAAGUUCUCCAAGUCGUCGACGGUCGGCGCUGUCUGCCGCGCCAACCGCGACUGGUUCCGCCUCUGGAUGGACGCCGCCCAGAUGCUCACCCCCGGCUGCUUCCUCGACUCGAUGGACAUCAACUACGACCCCGCCACCGACAGCUACAGCAACACUGAGGGCGUCGAGAUCCGCGCCAUUGACUUUGGCGGCGUUGACGGCUUUGAGUACCUUGCCUACCUGUACGGCGUCAAGCUGUCCAUCCAGGACACGUACCACGACAUGGUUGCCGCCUUCAAGUCUGCCGGCUACAAGCCCGGCCAGAACCUGCGCGGCGCCGUCUACGACUGGCGUCUCCCCACGGACAAGCUCUUUGGCACUGGCUACGGCGACCUCGUCCAGGCCCUCAUUGAGGACACGUACAACCGCAACGGCAACUCGCCCGUCCACAUUGUCUCGCACUCGAUGGGCGGCCCCACCUCGCUCUUCUUCCUCAACUCGAUGACGGACGCGUGGAAGGCCAAGUACAUCAAGUCGUACAUUCCCAUCUCUGCCCCUUGGUCUGGCUCCCCCUCGACGCUGCGCAGCCUGCUGUCCGGCGAGGCCCUCUCCCUCCCGAUCAACGAGGAGAAGUUCCGCCUGCUCUUCCGCGCCAUGACCCGCGAGGCUGGUGGCCCGGUCUCCCUCCUCCCCAGCAUCAACCCCGAGUUUUGGCCCGCCGACAAGGUCUUUGUCCGCACCCCCACCCGCUCGUACACGAUUGCCGACAUUCCCCAGCUCUUUAUCGACGCCGGCACCCCGAUCACCGCCCAGGUCUACGCCAAGGUCAAGAACGUCCUCACCAACCUGAAGGCCCCCAACGUGCCCACCCACUGCGUCUAUGGUGUUGAUGUCCCCACCCAAAUCUCGUACACGUACACGUCCAACUGGGACGACAUCCCAACCAUCGAGUACUCCAACUAUGGUGAUGGUGUUGUGCCGAUUGAGUCGCUCCGACGAUGCCAAGACUGGGCUACCCAGAUGACCGCCACGAUUGACAUUAACGAGAUUGGCCUUGAAGCUGGCAACCAUUUCAGCAUUGUUCAAGACCCCGCAGUCAUUUCGUACAUUCUUUCAUUGACGACUCAUUAAGGCCAAAAACCACGCGUCCGUUUGUCUGACGGACGAAAGCUGGCUGCACCACCAAAAACCAUUUUGAAAUCUUUUAUUGGGCCCCUAUUUGUACAUGUAUUCUGCGGAGGAGCUCUUGCAAUUCUCUCCCCCUUUCCGUCUCUCUCACGAGAACAGGGGGUGGGUGGGUUGUUGUUGGGUUUGCCGCAUUGUGUUUUUUGUGUCUUAUCUUUUUAGCGCUCGAACAAUCCCGAGUGCGUCGACUUGUAUACAUUUUUAUGUUGAUCCAUUGAACGAAUACAAAACUUCAGUUCUAGUA
Capsaspora owczarzaki ATCC 30864 is the source of this 1727-nucleotide messenger RNA. RefSeq lists its product as hypothetical. Bases 29 to 1429 code for a protein of 466 amino acids. The transcript is spliced from 2 exons. Gene Ontology annotation, biological process: lipid metabolic process. The record is from RefSeq and is a predicted model, not a curated record. NCBI's taxonomy places the organism in Eukaryota, Filasterea, Ministeriida, Capsasporidae.